This is a messenger RNA of Acanthosepion pharaonis, 696 nucleotides long. Lineage: Eukaryota; Metazoa; Mollusca; Cephalopoda; Sepiida; Sepiidae. The record is from the annotation of a GenBank genome assembly.
AUGGCGGUGGAUAUUGUCAGUAAAUUUGAAUUGGAAAGACUCGCUGCUGAAAUUCAACAAGAAAUAGAAAUGAAGGACAUGCUUGAGCAAUCAAUCCAAGAAUUAUUGGUAACUGUGGAGGAACUUGAAAAAUGCUCAGAAGUCAUCAAAGACGAAGGUAAUGAAUGGAAAACUCGAUUUGAGACUCAAGAAGAGAUGAACCAACAACUCCAGCAGCAAAUUAUCAUUCUGAUGGAAAAAGUGGAAGAAGCAAAAGCCAACUUCAAAGAAUCAGUACACACUUCAAGAGAUAUAAAUAAUUACGUUGACAACAAUGAGAUUACACCCCAAUAUGUUAAAAUGCUGGAAAAAGAGAAAAACAGUUUGGCCAAUCAACUGAGAGAUAUGGAGUGGAGACUAGAUCAAGAAUCAAAGGCCUACCAUAAAGCUAAUGACGAGCGAAAACGCUGCAUGUUAGAGAUAAACGUGACCAAGAGUAGCCAAGAAGACAUGAAAAUGAGACAUCGAGCCAACCAACUAGCAAAUGUCUCUUCACGUACAGAAGAUCAAGCGGACCAACUCUACAGUCCAAAACUCCAGAGAGAUGUUGAUGGGAACAUUAGAGAAAACCACAGAGUAUUAGAUCCCCGCAAAGGUCCAAUCAAGAAGACGGCUGGAGUUCAUACACUUCCCAGUUUGGAUCAAGAUGGAUGCUAA